AUAUAGGGGCUCGCAAAGAGCCCGCACUCAAUGGUGGUGGUAAUCAAUCAAGUUCCAAUAGCCAAAACACCAAUAGCAAUAAUAAUUCCAGCAACAACGUUCACAGCAGCAAUAAUACGAAUAGUAGUACCAAUAAUGCCGCAACAAAUGGCAUGUUAAGUAGCAAUACAUCGUCUAGCAGCACAAAUAACAAUAAUAAUCACCAGAGUAACAAUAAUUCCUAUGCCGAUGGUAGCCUAAUGCAACAACAGCAACAAUAUGCUGCUGCCGAAGCAGCCCUCGGUACUUAUGCGGCAAAUAUGAUGUUCCCCGGUGGAAAAUAUCAUACGCAACAUCAUCAUCAAAAUCAUCAUCCGCAACAGCAGCAUCAACAGCAACAACAACAACAUUCAAAUCAUCAACAGAGCCAACAACAACAGCAACAAUCAUCAGCAUAUGCGGCAGCAACAUCAAAUCAAAACUCAACUAGCUUGCAACAUCUCCAUCAACAGCAACAGCAGCAGCAACAACAGCAACAACAACAACAGCAGCAACAGCAACAACAACAACUUCAGCAACAACACAGCAAUUACAAUUUCCACAUGGGUGGCAUGCCACCCGCCUUUGCUGCACAUUCCCAGGCCGCUCUAGCAGCGGCUACUGCUGCUGCCGCAGCCGGUUACAUGACACCCACCGCCCAUCAGGCACCACCAUCUUUGAUGCAAACGGCCGCCCAUCAGCAACAAUUGCAUCAGCAACAACAACAGCCACAGAGUCAUCAGCACCAGCAGCAACAUCCUACUACAGCUGCUCAUCAUCAACAUAGCAGCGCUGCACAAAGUGUAUUUGCUGCAAGAAACCUUCCAUUUGCUGGAUAUGACUACAAUUAUCGAGCAGGAGGUUAUCUAUAAGAAUAAA
Eupeodes corollae is the source of this 897-nucleotide messenger RNA. RefSeq names its product GATA zinc finger domain-containing protein 10-like. The transcript has a single exon. Bases 153 to 890 code for a protein of 245 amino acids. Lineage: Eukaryota; Metazoa; Arthropoda; Insecta; Diptera; Syrphidae. The record is from RefSeq and is a predicted model, not a curated record.